Brassica napus (rape) is the source of this 2558-nucleotide messenger RNA. Its product is annotated as peroxisomal fatty acid beta-oxidation multifunctional protein AIM1. Gene Ontology annotation, molecular function: NAD+ binding; (3S)-3-hydroxyacyl-CoA dehydrogenase (NAD+) activity. Lineage: Eukaryota; Viridiplantae; Streptophyta; Magnoliopsida; Brassicales; Brassicaceae. The coding region runs from base 161 to 2329 and encodes 722 amino acids. The record is from RefSeq and is a predicted model, not a curated record. Gene Ontology annotation, cellular component: peroxisome. The transcript has 18 exons. Gene Ontology annotation, biological process: fatty acid beta-oxidation.
GAUUUGGUUGCUGCUUAUGACAAAAACGACGAAACAAACAAACAAUGUUAGGAAAGACAAUCCACUCACGUUACUAAUCUAAUGUACGCUUUGAUCUUAUCUCUUACAAAUAAAAAGCACAGAUCUUCAUCUGAUUUCGGGAGAAACUUUGUUAAAAGCUAUGGCGAAGAAGAUUGGAGUGACGAUGGAAGUCGGAAACGAUGGUGUUGCUGUGAUCACCAUUUCGAAUCCUCCUGUUAACUCUCUGGCCAGCCCAAUUAUUUCUGGGUUGAAGGAGAAGUUUCAAGACGCGAAUCAGAGGAGCGAUAUCAAGGCCAUCGUCUUGACAGGCAACGGUGGAAGGUUCUCGGGUGGUUUCGACAUCAAUGUUUUCCAGCAAGUUCAUAAGACUGGGGAUAUAUCACUUAUGCCUGAAGUAUCCAUUGAUCUUGUGUGCAACCUUAUGGAAGACUCUAGGAAGCCGCUUGUUGCUGCAGUUGAAGGAUUAGCUCUUGGUGGUGGUUUAGAACUGGCUAUGGCGUGUCAUGCUCGAGUUGCUGCCCCGAAAGCUCAGCUAGGCUUACCAGAGCUGACACUUGGAGUUAUUCCAGGUUUUGGAGGAACACAACGUCUUCCAAGAUUAGUAGGCCUUGCAAAAGCAACUGAUAUGAUCCUGCUUUCCAAGUCGAUAUCAUCAGAGGAGGGGCAGAAGUUCGGUCUCGUUGAUGCUCUGGUGCCGUCUGGAGAAUUGUUGAGCACUUCCAGAAAGUGGGCUCUUGACAUUGCACUUGGACGUAAACCCUUUUUACGUUCACUGCACAGGACCGACAAGAUUGGUUCUUUAUCUGAAGCUCGUGCUAUACUGAAGGAUACUAGACAGCUAGCCAAGAAGAUAGCUCCGAAUAUGCCUCAGCACCAUGCUUGCAUUGAUGUCAUUGAAGAAGGAAUCGUCCAUGGAGGAUAUAGUGGCGUUCUCAAGGAAGCAGAAGUUUUCAAGCAGUUAGUAAUGUCAGACACUGCAAAGGCUCUUGUUCAUGUUUUCUUCGCACAGCGUGCAACAUCAAAGGUGCCUAAUGUAACUGACGUUGGAUUGAAACCGAGACCGAUGAAGAAAGUUGCAGUUAUUGGUGGAGGUCUGAUGGGUUCUGGCAUCGCCACCGCUCUACUUCUAAGCAAUACAAGAGUUGUGCUCAAAGAAAUUAAUCCAGAUUACCUCCAGAAAGGACUAAAAUCAGUUGAAGCAAAUCUCAAAAGCUUGGUAUCUAGGGGAAAACUGACACAAGACAAAGCAGGAAAGGCCCUCUCGUUGCUCAAGGGGGUACUCGAUUACUCAGAAUUCAAAGAUGUGGACAUGGUUAUAGAGGCAGUGAUUGAAAACAUUCAGUUGAAACAAAAGAUAUUCAAAGAAAUCGAAGAGGUCUGUCCACCACAUUGCAUCUUGGCGAGCAACACAUCUACUAUCGACCUCAACGUAAUUGGAGAAAAAACUAACUCAAAAGAUCGCAUAGUUGGUGCACAUUUCUUCAGCCCGGCACAUAUCAUGACUCUUCUUGAGAUUGUUCGUACAGAGAAUACUUCUGCUCAGGUGAUCCUGGAUCUCAUGUCGCUUGGAAAGGCCAUAAAGAAAGUUCCAGUGGUGGUUGGAAACUGCAUAGGCUUUGCAGUGAACAGGACAUUCUUUCCGUAUACACAAGGUGCUCAUAUGUUGGUCAAUCUAGGUGUUGACUUGUUCAGAGUCGACAGGGUUAUCACCUCUUUUGGCUUGCCACUGGGUCCUUUCCAGCUAGGUGAUCUGGCUGGACAUGGGAUUGGAAUGGCAGUUAAGGAGAUAUAUGCCAAGGCCUAUGGUGACCGCAUGUUCAGAUCUCCACUGACCGAGCUUCUGGUUAAGAGCGGGCGAAAUGGCAAAAUCAACGGGAGAGGAUACUAUAUUUAUGAGAAGGGAAGCAAACCAAAACCUGAUUCAUCAGUGCUUUCAGUUGUUGAGGAAUCGAGGAAACUUACCAAUAUCAUGCCCGGUGAGAAGCCUAUAUCAGUAACUGAUAAAGAGAUUGUUGAGAUGAUCUUGUUCCCUGUGGUUAACGAGGCGUGCCGUGUCCUGGAUGAAGGAGUUGUGAUCCGAGCCUCAGACUUGGACGUUGCCUCUGUCCUUGGAAUGAGUUUUCCUUCUUACCGCGGAGGAAUUAUUUUCUGGGCAGACACGGUUGGACCUAAGUACAUAUAUGAAAGGCUCAAGAGAUUGUCCGAGACUUAUGGAGGCUUUUUCAAACCUUCGAGGUAUCUGGAGGAAAGGGCAAUGAAUGGAAUGCGUCUGAGUGAACCUAAGGCGUCAUCGAGGUCUCGAAUGUGAAUGCACAAGAAGGGAGCUUAAAAGUAAUCGUCAAAUAAACGUUUGAAAUAAGUUUAUGGAGAGGUUGAAAGUGUUAAUCACUAAAUGAGAGAAUAAAUCAGUUUAGUGUUAAUCACUAAAUGAGAGAAUAAAUCAGUUUCUCUCUUUACUUCAAAGCAACGGUUACUAAGCUGUUUUGUUUUAAACACACACUUAUUAUGUUCUUAAUAAAAUGCUUGUAGCGACUCCA